CGUUUUCUUUAUAUGAGCCGAACGUCUAGUUUAGGGAGCGCAACAUCGUCCACACCUUUGCUAAAUGAAGCACCAAAAUCACGCGGUGUCCACAGGGUUCCCACAUUUUUCAAGUCAUCGAUUCCAAAUAGACGGUCUUUAUUGCACGCUUUUGUCGGGAUGGCUAUUCAUAUGCUGUUUGAACUUGUUCUGCCAAUUAUUUUGUAUUAUGUAUUAAGAGGGUUUGUAUCACCACUGCUAGCCUUACUACUCGCCGGGUUACCGACAGCAGUAAUCGUUGUAUACAAAGGAUUUAAAGAACGCAAAGUUGAUAUGAUGGGUGUAUUGAUGUUAAUGGGGUUUGUUGUUUCAGCAAUACUUGCGUUUGUGCAAUCGGACCCAAAACUUUAUUUGUUGAGAGAAUCAGCGAUGACUUUAGCUAUGGGUACUAUGUUGAUAAUAACUUUACUCCCACUUCGUUGGCGCUACCAUGUGCUUCGACCCUUUAUGUUUUAUGUUGCAAGACAAAUUGCUAUAUCAAGUAACGUACUCAUGAAUUCAAAUACUGUUCGUGAACAUUGGGAUUGGUUUUGGGAUUACUAUUCAACUUUCAGAUAUUUCCUUCGUGCCUUAACUGGUGUUUGGGGUCUUGGUUUGGUGAGUGAGUUUUUAGUUCGCGUUGUGUUGAUCAAUUCUUUGGACGAUGUUGACGAUGUUGUGUAUUAUUCAAAUAUUUACAUGCUCAUCGUCAUGAUCCUUUUGGGUAGCUUGACCGUCAUAAGCACUUUACUGUUAAGACAUUAUUUUAAUAUGGAACAAAGCCGUAUUAAAGUAGCAGAAAGAAGAUCGGAAAUCGAAAAUAUUAUUGCAAGAGCUGCUGCAGAGCGUAAAGAGCAACAAAAGAAAAAGAAACCAACCCGAGUCUAGUCCACAGAUUUUGAAAAUAAAUAAAAAACCUUUGUGUAAAAGUGCAUAUCAUUA
Messenger RNA from Mucor mucedo, 960 nucleotides. RefSeq lists its product as uncharacterized. Lineage: Eukaryota; Fungi; Mucoromycota; Mucoromycetes; Mucorales; Mucoraceae. The record is from RefSeq and is a predicted model, not a curated record. The coding region runs from base 13 to 906 and encodes 297 amino acids. The transcript has a single exon.